This is a messenger RNA of Pedinophyceae sp. YPF-701, 945 nucleotides long. NCBI's taxonomy places the organism in Eukaryota, Viridiplantae, Chlorophyta, Pedinophyceae. The record is from the annotation of a GenBank genome assembly.
AUGCGGUUGUGUGCAGCGCAGCGCUGCCUCCACGGCCCGUCGCUGGCGGUCGGCCGGGCGCGGCAAGCGCGCGACGUGCGCGCCGCGGCGGUCCGGGCUCGGUGGGUCUUCGACGCGCGGUACGGGAAGAAGGCGGAGACGAUCGCGCUGGUGCAGGAGUGGGUGGAGAGUGUUGGUGCUGCGGCGGGGCUGCCUCCCGGCGCUGCGCGCCUCAGCACCGGCACCAUCGGCGCACCCGAGUCACGACUCGAGCUUGAAGUCGAGUUGUCGUCCUUGGCGCAGCUCGAGGAGUUUUGGUCCUCGAUUCCCGCAGCCGAGCACCGCGCGUGGAGCCAGCGCGCGCAGUCCGUCGUCAUCGACGGCACCCCACGCUGGGAGGUCUACCACGUCGUCCCGCUCCCGCACAGCUCCGGCGCCCCCGCGAAGCCCACGGCCGCGGCAAACCCCACGUCGCAGAGCUCGCGCAUCCUCACGCCCGGACCGGACGCCCCGCCGCCCAAGCCCGCCCUGCGCGGCUUCGACGCAGGCAUGCCGAAGCCGUACUCCGCGCGCAAGGAGCCCCGCCAGGAGACGAUGUGGUCGGCGCUAGUUGACGAGGGGCUGGGCGCGGCAUCCAGCGACGACGACGGGCGCGCGUUCGACGCCGGCGGCGCGGGCGAGGCCGGCGACGGCGGCAUCGUGAUGCCGUCCGCGGAGGAGAUCGAGGCGAUGGCGACGGGGGGGAGUCUGGGGCCCAUUGACGGCGGCGCGGGCGCUGAAGGGGGUGGACAGGAUGGCGGGGAGGCGGGGCGGCGGCGGAAGCCGCGCGCGGGGGGCGACGGGGACGUGGGGGCGGGGCUGCCGCGGCCGGGGGACCCCGUGGAGGGCAUGGGGGAGGGGCGGUGGAUCCUGGACUGGAAGGGCGAGCCGAUGCGGAUCAACCCCGGGGACUCGAUGCCGCUCUGA